AUGUCGCAGGGUAGCAAGAGGAAGGCCACGGAGGCCUUCGAAGCCGUUCAGGACCACGAGCAGCAAACAUCAAAGAAGCGGAGGAAUCGUAAGAACAAGCACAAGCGCCAGGAAUCCGGCGACAACGACGAUGCUGCCCAACAGCUUCAGCGGGAAUCACAGCAGUCAGGGAUCAAUUCGCCUUCACCUGUCGGCGACCCGGCAUUCGCUACUUCCGCAGUCAGAAAGCCCAAGAGGCGCAAAAGCAAACGCAAGGACCAGCCAUCCUCUGAAGCAAGCCCACCGGUGGAGACUUCAGACGAACGACGGGAUGGUGAGCCUACCGAGCCGCUUGGAGGAGACGACCAUCUACGACAGAAUGAUGAUAUGCACGGCAGAAAGGAGCCGGAAUCGCAGAGGAAAAGGAAGAAGAACCGAAGGGGUGGCAAGAGAUUGAAUAAGCACGCCGACCAAGACAAGGACAUCUCUGCUGGACUUGAAGCACGAAUUGAACGCCCAGAGGUGGUCGAUCUUGCUCAAAUCGCUCAAGCACUCGAACGCGUGAGCAACUCUUCAGACGAUGUAGCAUCUGUUGAAAGACUUGCCAAAUCCAGGCCGCUCGAAGACCGAAUCGAGAAGCCUACGGUGCCCAAAAAGAGGAGGAAGCAUAGGCCCAAGUCAAGGCCAGACGAAGCGCUCGUCAGCGAUCAAGAAUGGUCGUUAUCAGACGCCACAGCUGGAUCUUUCUUAAUCCAAGAUCCUCUUCUCACAGAUGACGACAAGCAUGUCAUACUGCCUACUCGGAACGGAGUACGCAUCUACUCAGCAGCAACUUCCUUACUUGUCAGGACACUUUCCAUGGGUCAUCGAACAAUCUCAACAUGCACGUUCGCCAAAUCCGACCCAGCCAUACUUUUCGUUGGGAAUACCGACGGAACAAUCACUCAAUGGGACUGGACUAGUGGUCGACUACUGCAUCAAUGGAAGUCCUCCAAAGGUCUGCGACGUCUGAUAUCCAUGAUUUCAAGAGGACCUGCCGAUUCCGAACUUGUCAUAGCACUCCAUGACCCGACUUUCGAGGACCGACGUCUCAUUGUCUAUGCACUUGAUCCAGAUAACAAAAAGGCGACGAACAUACAGCUACUCAUGUCGAGGACUGGACUCAAUCCCGAGAUCCAGCUUUUCGAGGAGGCAGGCAUCAUUAUCGUCUCUGCUCUUAGCCGUCUCAUUAUUGGCAGUUCAACGAGCUUCCAGAUCCCCAACUACACACAGUCCACUCCAACAUGGCGGGAAUUCCCUCUCCCGAGCAACGUCUCAUGCGUCGAUGGCAGAGUCUCUGACGUCCAAGCCAAACCACCACGCAAGCGACUGGAUGUCGUCGUCGGCCUCAAUGACGGAUCCAUCUUGCUCUACGAAGACUUGCUUCACAAGCUUGUCAGCAAGGAAAAGAAGAAAGAAGGGUCGAUCAAUGCUCGUUCCCUGAAUUGGCAUCGAGCUGCUGUCAAUACAGCCAAGUGGUCUCGCGACGGCAAUUAUGUGAUCUCUGGUGGCAGCGAGACCGUCCUUGUCAUCUGGCAGCUCGAUACCAACAAGCAGCAAUUCCUGCCUCAUUUGUCCACCGACAUCGUGCGGUUGACUGUGUCGAAGAGAGGCUCUUCGUAUGCUCUUCACCUUGGCGACAACUCCAUCAUGGUUCUUUCGACGUCAGACUUGUCACCAACGGCCAAUAUAGCACUCUUGGCCGGCGGUCGUGCUCUGAACGGCAGGAUGCCAACGGUCGCAGACCACACAAAAGCCGGCCAUCUGCUAGCAGCAGUGCCACGAGCGAAUACGUCGUCAGAUCAGACUUCCAUUUUGCAGACCUACGAUUUCUCGUCAGAUAUGCAGAUCUCACGUCAAGCUCUGACUCGCAAUCUGACAACCACCGUCAAUGUCGGUCCCGAAGGACAGCAGAUCAAAGAGCCCAGUAUAUCACAUCUUGGUAUGAGCUAUGAAGGGCGGUGGCUUAUGACUACGGAGCAGUGGCGCCCAGCCGUUCGUGAUUCGAGUGGUGUCCUUCUCGCCGAGGACGCAGACUCUAGCCGCCGGGGCUUCGAGACGUCCUUGAGAUUCUGGUCCAGAAACGAAGAUGAGAACGACUGGGAGCUCGUCAAUCGGGUAGAUCAGCCUCACGAGUCCAGCAAGAUUCUGGCCUUGUCACAAAAUCCUGCCCGUGUCGAGUUUGCCACUACAGCUAGCGAUGGCACUGUGUUGUAUUGGACGCCGAAGGCCCGGAGACGUGACGGCGUUCCAGUGAGGAACCAGAGCGGACAGCAGCUGUAUAAUUGGGGCGUCGCCCGAGCUGUUUCCUGUGUCGUUGGGUCCAAUAUAACCGCGGCCGCACUGUCGUACUCUCAAGAUGGCAGUGUUGUAGCAGCGUCAUACAUGACUUCUGCUGGCCCGCAGUGGACCUACCUGAUUCCGGACGCAGCCGACUUGCCCAUGCACGGUGUGACUGCAUUAUUCAACUCGAUCAGAUCGAGCAUUGCAACGACCUUUGUCGACCAACACCUCCUUACCCUUACGUCGACAAGCUUCACCGUAUAUGACACUGUCAACUCUAGCAUCAUUAAAUCCAUCUCGUUGGGCGGCGAUCUGUCACUACAGUCCGAAUCGAAAUGCCACCACCUGGCCGCCAAUCCCCUUGACGGGACAUUCGCGCUCGGCCUGAACCCAUCAGAAGACAUCUUGCCCGGUAGAGUACUCGUGUUCGAUCUACGGGCAGCAUUGGACGACCUAGAUCCGAGUCUUGGAACUAGUGAGCUCCACGACGUUACCUCUCCUGCUGUACUCUUCGACGGACUCGUUGACGGGCAAAUCACUUCUCUGCUCGCCUCGCCAACAUCGCCUGGCUACAUUGUCAUUGACAGCAGUUCCGAGAUCAGACAAGUCCGGGCUGGUUUCUCCAGCAGCAGGAGAUCAAAGUCCGGACCCGGCUACAAGCAGGAUUCGUUCAAGGGGCUGGACGCAAUCUUUGGCAAGUCUUCACCCGCAGAACAGUCCGAGGCACAGAGCCAGCCACCUGCACUGGACACUGAUGUAAUGGAAAUUGACGAAGAGGUUACAGCUGGUAGACCUAAGACUAUUGACAACAUCUUCGGAUUCCAGAGCUCGACUGAGGUGCCGAGUGUGCACGACCUGUUUGAGCGUGUAGUGAGCUUGUUCAGGAAGCCGGAGGCUCAAUGGUCUACAACACAGACGCAAGUCGUGCGCGACUAG
Messenger RNA from Cyphellophora attinorum, 3237 nucleotides. Its product is annotated as U3 small nucleolar RNA-associated protein 17. Gene Ontology annotation, cellular component: nucleolus. Bases 1 to 3237 code for a protein of 1078 amino acids. Gene Ontology annotation, biological process: positive regulation of rRNA processing; positive regulation of transcription by RNA polymerase I. The record is from RefSeq and is a predicted model, not a curated record. The transcript has a single exon. Lineage: Eukaryota; Fungi; Ascomycota; Eurotiomycetes; Chaetothyriales; Cyphellophoraceae. Gene Ontology annotation, molecular function: RNA binding; protein binding.